Molecule: messenger RNA, 1977 nt
Organism: Closterium sp. Naga37s-1
Lineage: Eukaryota; Viridiplantae; Streptophyta; Zygnematophyceae; Desmidiales; Closteriaceae
Source: the annotation of a GenBank genome assembly
AUGCGAGUUCUUGGGAAAGGAAUCGUCCACGACCUCACCUGCCCGUACACUCCGCAGCAGAACGGCAUGGCGGAGGAGAUGCGCACGGUCGUCGAGGCCGUGCGGACGAUGUUGCUGCACAUGUGCAUGCAACACUACUGGUGGCACCUCGCCCUGCGGCAGGCCGUCUGGGUGCGCAACUGCUUGGAGCGAUCGACGCUGCCGCCGGGGACAACGCCGCACCAGCUGCUGACUGGCAAGAAGCCCAACCUCACGCUAGUGCGCGUGUGGGGCUGCAUGGUGCAGUUCAUGAUCCCCGAGCAGCAGCGUGGAGGGAAGCUGGCGCCGAAGGCCCGGUGGGGGCUCCAUCUUGGUGUGUCGCCGGAAAGCAAGGGAUGGGAAGUGCUCGACCUGACCGACAACAAGAUGGUCACGACGGUCGAGGCCAUCUUCUACGAGACGCUGUCGCUGGAGGUGUGGAAGGUGACGCAUUGGCCGGCGUCGGGACGGACGCGGACCCACUCGCCGACGGACUCCUCGACGGCGGCGUUCCCACUGCUCGCCGAAGUUGACGAGCCUGUUGACGAGGGCGUCGAUGACGUCCAUCCUACCCCUCCUCCUCUUGCUCCUACUGUGUCACCCCUUAUCACCUUGCAUGAGCCGACAACGUCGUCGGCCACCGGCGAUGAGGGGAGCCUUGGGACGUCGCAUGUGGCGACGAUCAGUGUCAUCGCCGGCGUCCGACGUGACGUCAAGCUCGUCAACGAGGGUGCAAAGCCGUCGCCGACAGGGGAGCAGCGGGCGGAGGAGAUGCCGUUUACAGGGGAGCUGUCGAUGAAGGGGGCGUCCGCAGAGGAGCCGCCGACAGGAAAGCAGCUCGACGAUUCGUCGAGCGAUGUUGUGGAGGUUGUUGGUGAACCCGACAACGAUGAAGGAGAGUUGUCCGCAGGGGAGCAGUCCAGCGACAGCGACAUGGUGGAAGUCGAAGCCGACGAGCCAAAACUGAGACGUUCCACUCGCUCCAACUUUGGCAAGCCUAGCGAGAAGCUGAGCUACCACGUUUGCCUACCGCCGACCUCCUAUAGCACGUUGCUCGACGAUGCGCAGGCCGACGUCGAACUGCCCAAGCUCGACCCCGACAUGCACGCCGACCCUGAACACCGAUGGGACAUUGCGACGAUGACGUACCAUGUCGAUGACACGGUCGCCCGCGAGAAGGCGCGCUUGGUCGUGAAGGGCUUCACGCAGGUGUACGGCGCCGACUACGAUGAGACGUACGCGCCGGUCGGGAGCUACGUCACGCUGCGUAUCUUCCUCAGCAUCGUCGCCGUCCUCGACAUGCACCUGAUGCAGCUCGACAUGAAGAACGCAUUCCUGCAGAGCAAGCUCAACCGCAUGCUCUACAUGUACCAGCCUGACUACUGCGACGACGGGACCGGCCAGGUGUGCAAGCUGCUGAAGAGCUUGUACGGGCUGAAGCAGUCGCCGCUGCUGUGGUACUCGGCUCUCGACACGGUGCUGACCGGCGCUGGCUGGAGCAAGAGCCAGGUCGACGAGGCUCUCUACUUCAAGGUCGCCGACUGGGUGCUCGUCUACGUCGACGACUUGCUCGCCGCCAGCAGCAGCACCGCGAUGUUGAGGGAGCUGAAGGAGCUGCUGGAGGCCGCUUUUGAGCUGCGCGAGAUCAGCCCGGUCGAGAAGUAUCUCGGGCUGGAGAUCGUGCGCGACCGACCUGCGCGGAAGUUGUGUCUUCACCAGCAGGCCUUCGUCGACAAGCUGCGUAGGCAUUUCAUCAACGAGGAGCAGACCGGGCGGAUCCCGAAGACGCCGGUCUCCGUCACCGCCUACGCCGAGCUGAUGUUCGACAACGAGGAUGCUCAGUCGCGCGAGGAGGAGGAAUACCGGCAGAAGCAAGAUGGGGAGCGGCCUGACGGUGCGGAGCGACAACCAUUGGCGCGAGGUCGACCGCUGCCUGCGCUACUUCGCCGACACCUGUGA